AUGAAUUAUUCUCCUAGCAAAGGCAAUGAGCGCGAGUGUCGCGAGAUUCGCACUGCGAUAUAUGCUCGCAAAAUCAUGAACAAUGAUAUCUCUGACCUUGACGAUGACUCUGGCUGCCUCCGUUGGCUUAUCUGGUGGCCGGUCAGGCCCUAUGAGAAUAUUUUACGAGAGCUGGCUAGCAAGUGUCCGUCCAUGAGACACUAA
This is a messenger RNA of Penicillium odoratum, 204 nucleotides long. RefSeq lists its product as uncharacterized. Bases 1 to 204 code for a protein of 67 amino acids. NCBI's taxonomy places the organism in Eukaryota, Fungi, Ascomycota, Eurotiomycetes, Eurotiales, Aspergillaceae. The transcript is spliced from 2 exons. The record is from RefSeq and is a predicted model, not a curated record.